UGCACCAAGGAAAAAGAGACGGAUGUAACUCUCGAGCCGGACUACGGACGAGGAGCAGACGCGAUCUUCGAGAAUAGAAAAAGAACAGAGACCCAAGAGGAUGCUGGAGAGAUACGAAGCCAACGGCAGGUUGCUUCGUGGUAGAGAGCAGAGGGACAGGGUGCUAUGGUGGCCCCAUGGGUGAAAAGAAGUCGAUCAGGAGUUCGAGUGCCGACGAACGAGGACCAAUGGAAGAAUGGGCCGGAGUACACUUUCAACGCGAGUUUGGGCAUGGUCACCAGCAUGGAAGUGGACAAGGGUCAGCCCAUGGGAUCCAAUAUGUUCGUCACUUUGAAAUGCCGCCCUAAGGAACCCACCAGACUCCACUGUCGCUUCGAGAACGCCCGAAUCGCAAAGUUUGUACCGGAGAAGUUCGAAGCCGAGGCUUCCAUGCCACCCGCCAACGCGACCUUCUCCGAUUUCGGAUUCGGGAACGCCUCCUUCGAGAUUUUGUUCAACGAGGACGGGAUCGAGAAUUACAAAUUCGAGAACGAUGAUCGGCAGAUGGGUGACUAUCUGGUGAACAUGUAUCGGCUGAUCGCGAAUCAUCUGAGCGUCGGUGUGAAAUUCAGGAAGGAUGUCCCGUCGCCGUUGCGGAAACUGGAGAACUCGAGCGUAGGCGAGUGCAAUGUCACUUACAACGUUUCGCGAAGGAAACUGGACCAGCCGAUCUCCAUCGAAGAGUUUCAGCUCGUUUGGCUGCCGGAUCAAAGGAUCGACCCGGAACAGGAAACGGAGAUCACUAGGGAAACGCAUUUGAGCGACUGUUUGAUUCAUUCGGUUUACUUCUUUGGUACGAGACACACUUUUGGCAUCGUUCCUGUUGGGUCCAUGGAGAAACUGCAAUCAUCUACCGGACGCAUAAUCAUCUCAAGCUCGAACUUCACAUCAGAGAGCACCAACAAGGUUGACGUGUACAACACAAAGAGGAAAAUGAUCGGAAGUGUUUUGGACCACAUCCGUUUAACUUUGGUCUCCGUCACUCCUCUCACGUCGGAUUUCAAGGAAAUUACGAACCCAAUGAACAUUGGUCCUAUAUUGAACAAAUCGUCUAUUGAUUACUAAUUACUAAAGAUUGAUCUGUUAGCACCUUAUGUAUGUAGUAAAAUAAUCGCAUUUGAAAGACU
Molecule: messenger RNA, 1166 nt
Organism: Megachile rotundata (alfalfa leafcutting bee)
Lineage: Eukaryota; Metazoa; Arthropoda; Insecta; Hymenoptera; Megachilidae
Product: vitellogenin-3
Biological process (GO): lipid transport
Molecular function (GO): lipid carrier activity
Source: RefSeq, a predicted model, not a curated record